Darwinula stevensoni is the source of this 822-nucleotide messenger RNA. The record is from the annotation of a GenBank genome assembly. Lineage: Eukaryota; Metazoa; Arthropoda; Ostracoda; Podocopida; Darwinulidae.
CGGCGAAAGGAAUCGGAGGAAGAUGCAGCUGCUACCCUGGCUUCUCACUUGGUUCAUAUGGAGGGCGAUGGGAGAUAUGGUGACUCAACGAUUCUUCGUCCCUCAGAACCAGAACAUGAAAAUCACGUCCCCGACUCAGCAGAUGAUCGUUCAAUACGAGCUUCAGUGCACCAUGCUUUGCAUGCAGAACUCGAAAUGCUUCAGCUACUCUGUGACACAGGCCUCUGGGACUAUCACAUGCCUCUUCGGAUACAGAUACGACGAACCGAAGACUGCCGAUGCAUCAAGCAACUUCUUCUAUAAAGAUACGCCAAUACCAGCAGGGUACAAUCUGGUGCCGGGAACAAAGAGUUACGUGAAGCUUGUCGGUGGGCAAAACAUUAAUGAAGCUAAUACUGCGUUGGCGUGCAAGAAUGAAGGCAGUGAACUGGUCUCCUCCAACAAUGCAUUGGUGAACAACUACAACAAGCAACAAUGGACGAGUGUACCUGCUGGUCAGUAUUAUUGGGUCGGUGGACUCAGCAUUGCAGACAUAUACCAUUGGACAUUCCCAGAUGGCACCAACGAGACUAUCAGCGGGCAAGGUCAAUCUUACUUCUGCUCGGGAGAACCUAGUGAUGAUCUUGCUGGCGAUUGCCUCUGGGAUUUGAAUUCUGGUACCGCUAUUGCUUGCUGGAAUGACCGCUGGUGCACCGAUCCCGCGAACGGAUACAUCUGCGAAAUUAAACUCCCACAAUGAGCGAAUCAAAGAAACUUGAUUACGUUUCCGGAGAUGAGCGUGAGGCGAGUUUUAUGUUUCGAUCGUCCAUUAACGAAUUCCAC